Molecule: messenger RNA, 1455 nt
Organism: Sungouiella intermedia
Lineage: Eukaryota; Fungi; Ascomycota; Pichiomycetes; Serinales; Metschnikowiaceae
Source: the annotation of a GenBank genome assembly
AUGACAAACAAAAUUCUACUCUCACGGUCGUUAUUUCCUCGGAAUGUUAUCCGUGUAGUUCCGAGAAGACUCCUCAAUUUGUCACCUAUCGAAAGGUACGACCAAAAAGUGGCAGAAGAUUUACUCAAAGACGACCCUUACCAGAGAAAAAUUAUACUGAACCUCUCUAUUUUGCAUGGCAAGCUCGAAACCUACAAGGCCCCUGUGGUGGAGACUCCAAAUGUGGAGAACUUGAAACCCAAGAUUGGAGUGGCUAAGUACUUUGAGUCCUUUUUUGGCAAAGGAAAAAAGGAGGUAGACAUUCAGGAUGUUCCUCAAAACGAGAUCAAAGGUAUCUAUCUUUGGGGAGAUGUUGGCUGUGGAAAAACCAUGUUAAUGGACUUGUUUUACCUGACAGUUCCAAAACAUCUACCUAAACGGAGAUUUCACUUCCACCAGUUCAUGCAAAACUUGCACAAACGGUCCCACCAGCUUAAGGUGGAGCACAAUCAUAUGGACUUAGACGUUAUCCCAUUGUUAGCGGCUGAAAUUGCUCAGACAUCUACGGUUCUCUGUUUUGACGAAUUUCAAGUGACCGAUGUGGCUGAUGCCAUGUUGCUCAGACGUUUGAUGACACUUCUUCUCAAUCCAGACCAUGGAGUGAUUUUGUUUGCAACUUCAAACCGUGCUCCUGACGACUUAUACAUGAACGGUAUUCAGAGAGUGCUGUUUAUUCCAUGUAUCCAGUUGAUCAAGAAACAGACAAGAGUUAUCUACUUAAACUCGCCCACAGAUUACAGAAAGAUCCCUAAACCUAUCUCUUCUGUUUACCAGUACCCCAAGCCCGGAGUGAAGUAUCAUAGCAAGGUUAACAGUGCUGCGUGCCUGAAACAUGUUCAGACAUGGUUUGACUACUUUAAUCAGCAUAAUACUAAUAAGGACGUGGUUGUCAACGAUGUGUUGAUUGUUUGGGGCAGACAGUUGAAGGUUCCAUUAAGUUCCAAGCCGGAUGUUGCGCAGUUCACGUUUGACGAGCUUUGUGGAAAGAAUUUGAGUGCUGGAGAUUACUUGACCUUGGCCAACACAUACAAGUCGUUCAUUAUCACCGACAUUCCGUACUUGAGUACCGAUGUGCGUGAUAAGGUUAGAAGAUUCAUCACAUUUUUGGAUGCCGUGUACGAUGCCCAUGGCCGCAUUGCUACCACGGGAGCAGCGGCAUUCAAAGACAUCUUCGUGGAACCCGAGGAGUUGUCCAAGGAUAAUUAUCUGCUCUACAAGAGACAGAAGGAUAAGGGAAUGGAAGAAACGUUUGAAGAUGACGAGUUGGUGGUGAAACACGGAUUUGACAAGCUGAUCGCCAAGAAGGCCUCGAUGUUUGUCAACGACGAGGAGAAAUUUGCGUUUGCAAGAGCAUUAAGUAGAUUGACGCAGAUGGGUACUACAGAGUGGAUCGAGGCACCUAGAGAGUUGCAUUGA